CCCCGGCCGGGGAGGAUGGGGAACCGGGAGGGAGGAGGAGCGGGAACCGCCGCCGCCGCUGCCGCCGCCGCCGCCGCCACCGCCGCCACCACCGAGCCCUCUCCCUUCGCUUCUUCCCGGGCUGUCCGGGAGUCGUCCGGGGCCCCGAGCGGGCGACCGCCUAGCCCGGCCGCCUGCCUUCUGGGAGCGCUGCACCUGGUGAUGAGCCUCAUCGUGGCGGCGGCGCGGGCCGAGAAGGAAGCAUUCAUUCAGUCGGAUAGCAUAAUAGAAGUGCUACGUUUUGAUGAUGGAGGACUUUUACAGACUGAGACAAUUGGACUCAAUUCCUAUCAGCAGAAAAGGGAUAUGAUUUUUCCCCUGAGGACUUCUUUAGCUGCAUCCCAGAAAUUUUGUGUAUCCCUAUACCGGGGGAACUGCAGACCUAUACGGUUUGAGCCACCAAUGCUAGACUUCCAUGAACAACCAGUUGGGAUGCCAAAAAUGGAAAAAGUUUACCUUCAUAAUCCUAGUUCUGAAGAAACUAUUACUUUAGUAUCAAUAUCUGCUACAACGUCACAUUUUCAUGCAUCAUUUUUUCAAAAUCGGAAAAUUCUUCCAGGAGGAAAUACAUCAUUUGAUGUAGUUUUUCUUGCCAGAGUAGUGGGAAAUGUAGAAAAUACUUUAUUUAUUAACACAUCUAAUCAUGGGGUAUUUACAUACCAGGUAUUUGGUGUUGGUGUUCCAAACCCAUAUAGAUUGCGCCCAUUUAUUGGGGCCAGAGUUCCUGUAAAUAGCAGUUUUUCACCUAUAAUCAAUAUUCACAAUCCUCACAGUGAACCUUUACAGGUAGUAGAAAUGUAUUCAAGUGGUGGUGAUCUCCACCUAGAGCUUCCAACAGGUCAACAAGGGGGUACUAGAAAACUAUGGGAAAUCCCACCCUAUGAAACGAAGGGAGUGAUGAGAGCCAGUUUUUCAUCUAGAGAAGCAGACAAUCACACAGCCUUCAUUAGAAUAAAAACCAAUGCUUCAGACAGCACAGAAUUUAUCAUUCUUCCUGUUGAAGUUGAAGUUACGACAGCUCCUGGAAUUUAUUCCUCAACUGAAAUGUUAGAUUUUGGUACACUGCGGACACAAGAUAUGCCAAAAGUUUUAAACCUUCAUUUACUAAAUUCAGGAACAAAAGAUGUACCGAUAACAAGUAUUCGACCCACACCACAAAAUGAAGCUAUAACUGUAAAUUUUAAGCCAAUCACAUUAAAAGCUUCAGAAAGUAAAUACACCAAAGUUGCAAGUAUUAGUUUUGAUGCAUCAAAAGCAAAAAGAACAUCUCAGUUUUCUGGAAAAAUAACUGUUAAAGCAAAAGAGAAGAGUUAUUCUAAACUUGAAAUUCCAUAUCAGGCAGACGUUUUAGAUGGUUACUUGGGAUUUGAUCAUGCUGCCACGUUAUUUCACAUCCGGGACAGUCCUGCUGACCCUGUAGAAAGACCCAUUUAUCUUACUAACACUUUCAGUUUUGCAAUCCUCAUUCAUGAUGUGAUGUUGCCGGAAGAAGCCAAAACAAUGUUUAAAGUACAGAAUUUCAGCAAACCAGUCUUAAUACCUCCAAAUGAGUCAAGAUAUAUUUUUACCCUAUUUUUUAUGCCUUCAACAUCAUCUAUACAUAUAGAUAACAAUAUUUUACUUAUUACCAAUGCUUCAAAAUUUAAUUUACCUGUACGGGUAUACACAGGCUUUUUAGAUUACUUUGUGUUGUCCCCCAAAAUGGAGGAACGCUUUAUAGAUUUUGGCAUACUUAGUGCUACAGAAGCAAGUAAUAUGUUAUUUGCAAUCAUAAACAGCAAUCCAAUUGAGUUGGCUAUUAAAAGUUGGCAUGUUAUAGGAGAUGGUCUAACAAUAGAACUUUUAACUACGGAGAAAGGCAACAGAACUACUGUUAUCUCAAUCCUUCCAGAAUUGGAAAACUCCCCUGUGCCAGAUCAGUCAUCAGUAAUAUUAACUUCUGGCUAUUUUGCUGUAUUCAGAGUAAAAUUAAUUGCAAAAGAACUUGAAGGGAUUCAUGAUGGAGCCAUACAGAUAACAACAGAUUAUGAGAUCUUAACGAUUCCUGUAAAGGCUGUGAUUGCAGUGGGUUCCUUGACUUGCUCCCCAAAGCACAUUGUUCUUCCACCUUCCUUUCCAGGUAAAAUAGUUCAUCAAAGUUUAAAUGUUAUGAGUUCCUUCUCACAGAAGGUAAAAAUACAGCAUAUACGUUCAUUGUCAGAAGAUGUGCGAUUUUACUACAAGCGACUAAAGAGCAAUAAAGAAGAAUUAGAGCCAGGGAAAAAAUCUAAGAUAGCAAACAUUUAUUUUGAUCCUAGUUUACACUGUGGGGAUCAUUGCUAUGUUGGAUUGCCUUUCCUGUCCAAAUCUGAACCUAAAGUACAACAUGGCCUAGCAAUGCAAGAAGAUACCUGGGAUUCUGAUUGGGAUUUGCAUGAAAACUUAUUCAGAACAUGGACAGGAAUAAAAGACAAUGCAGGUCACAAGUUGACCACCAUGUUUGAAGUGGAUACAGACCUUCAGAAAAAUGUAGUAUCAAAAAUUACCGCAGAACUCUCCUGGCCGUCUAUACUUAGUUCACCUCGAUUUUUGAGUUUCCCACUUACAAACGUAAAUAGCUCUUCCGAAGAAAAAAUUGUUCUAGAAAACCCAGCAGAUGUUCCUGUCCAUGUUCAAUUUGUUCCCAUGGCUUUGUAUUCUAAUCCCUCAGCCUUUGUAGAUAAACUCCUGGAAAGGUUUAACUUAAGUAAAAUGGCAAAUUUAGAUUUGAGAACAUUAGAAUUCCAAGUCUUCAGAAACUGUGUUCACCCAUUGCAAAGUACGACUGGAUUUUCUGAAGGACUGUCUCGACAUUCAGUUUUAAAUAUAAUUUUAAAACCUGGAGAAAAGAAAUCUGUCAAAGUAAAAUUUACACCAAUUUUCAACAAAACCGUUGCUUCAUUAAUCAUAAUCAGAAAUAAUUUAACUGUGGUGGAUGCUCUAAUGGUACAAGGACAAGGAACAACUGAAAACAUGAGGAUUGCGGGCAAGCCUCCAGGUCCAGGAAGUUCCUUACGGUUUAAAAUCACAGAAGCAUUAUUGAAAGAUUGUUCAGUUAAGAUGAAAUUAAAAGAACCAAAUUUCACACUGAAGAGAACAUUCAAAGUUGAGAAUACUGGACAACUUCAAGUUAAUGUAAAGUCCAUUGAAAUCAGUGGCUAUGCAUGUGAAGGAUAUGGAUUUAAGGUUGUCAAUUGUCAAGAGUUUGUACUAGGUGCCAAUGCCUCUAAAGACAUUGUUAUAUUGUUUACACCUGAUUUCACUGCCUCCAGGGUCAUUCGUGAACUGAAGUUCAUAACGGCUUGUGGCUCCGAAUUUACUUUUAUAUUGAAUGCAUCCCUUCCAUAUCAUAUGUUAGCAACAUGUGCAGAAGCCUUGCCCAGACCCAACUGGGAAUUGGCAUUGUACAUAAUCAUCUCAGGAAUAAUGAGUGUACUCUUUCUCUUGGUAAUUGGAACAGCCUACUUAGAAGCUCAAGGAAUUUGGGAGCCAUUUCGAAGACGUCUGUCAUUUGAGGCUUCAAACCCUCCCUUUGAUAUGGGAAGACCGUUUGAUCUCAGGAGAAUUGUUGGUAUUUCAUCUGAAGGAAACUUGAACAGUCUUGGAUCUGACACCAAUCACAGUUCCGGUAGAGGAAUCUAUGGAACAGGAGGUUCCUCAUCCAGAUCCAGUUCAGGAAAUCAUAAGCACUGCAAUCCAUCGGUUCAUCUGCACAGCAGUAGAAACUCAGCUGAUGUUGAAAAUUACAAAUCUAAAAACAAUUCAAACAUUACCAGCAGGACUUCUACACAGUCUGCUAACAGAACAGGUACCCUAGUCUUGGAUUCAAAUACAGUAACACAGAGUCAUACAGCAGGCAGAAGGUCCAAAGGAGCAAAGCAGAACCAGCACCACAGUCAGGUCCUGCUGGAGCAGCACUCCCCACCUCCACCAACAGUGCCUCAGCAACUGGAGCAUCAUCCCGAAAGCUCCAUGCCCCCUCCACCACUUGCUCACCCUUCCCACCCAGAGUGUGCCAGCAAUUUAAGACACAGCUCAGAAGAUUCAGAUAUCACCAGUCUUAUAGAAGCCAUGGACAAAGAUUUUGAUCACACUGAAUCCCCUUCAUUAGAUGUGUUUCCAGACCAACCUCCAUCUCCAAUGUCAAAAAACAAAGGGAAAAGCAAGCCUCCUCAGCGCAAAGUCAAACCACUCAAGAAACGAGAGGAGAAGGAGAGAAGAGGAAAGGGGAGGCCACAAGAGGACGAGUUGAAAGAUUCUUUGGCUGAUGAUGACAGUUCUUCUACCACCACAGAAACCUCAAAUCCUGAUACAGAACCACUUCUAAAAGAGGAUCCAGAACGACAAAAAGGAAAACAACCUGCGCCUGACAAACAGGGAAGUGAAAUGUCUCAAGUGAAACAGAAAAGCAAAAAGCUCUCAGCAAAUGUGAAAAAAGAGACCCCAGCAGACGUAAAACCCCUCAGUUCAUUGGAGCUACCAUAUACCCCACCAAUGGAAAAUAAACAACGCAAAAACCUCCCAACCAAGAGUACUCUUCAGCAGCAUACAUUGACAAGUGGAUCUAAAUCACGAAAUCCACAGAAAACAAGAGGUACAAAUAAUAAGUUAGUGGACAACAGGCCACCUGCCCUAGCAAAAUUUCUCCCUGGUGGUCAAGAACUAGGCAACACCAGCAGCUCAGAAGGGGAAAAAGACUCUCCCCCACCAGAGUGGGAUUCUGUGCCAAUUAAUAAAACCGGCAGCUCUACUGAUAGUCUUUAUAAAUUGUCUCUGCAAACCCUCAACGCAGACAUUUUCUUGAAGCAACGACAGACCUCACCAACACAUGCCUCUCCAUCUCCACCCCCUACAUCUUUCUCCUAUGUGCCCCGAGGAUCUUACAGCAGUAUUGUCAACAGCAAUACCAGCAAUGAAUCAGAAAUGAAGCAGCCUAAUGGUAACAAACACAAAUUGUCAAAGACAGCUUCACUUCCAGGCAGGAAUGGUAAUCCUACAUUUGCAGCUGUUGCAGCAGGUUAUGACAAGAGCCCAGGUGGGAGUGGACUAACAAAAGUGUCUUCAAAUAAAGCAGAUAUUUCUGGCAGUAUCAGCAUUUCACAUACACCCGUUGACAGUGAUGGCUCAGACAGCUCUGGUUUGUGGAGUCCCAUCAGCAACCCAAGCAGUCCUGACUUUACACCUCUCAAUUCAUUCUCAGCCUUUGGGAAUUCUUUUAAUCUAACUGGCGAGGUUUUCAGCAAGCUUGGGCUGUCUCGGUCUUCCUUCAGUCAGGAUACCCAAAGAAAUUGGAGUGAAUUUAGCCACGUCCCCUCCUACCUUUGGGACACUUCAACCACCGACUCUGCCCCUUCUUGGCCCACUAGUUCAGGUUCCCCAACUCAUACGACUUCGUCAAUCCUCGGCAACUCCAGUAGCCUGUGGUCCACCUCCACCCCGUUUAGCAAUUCCAUUUGGUCAAGCAAUCUCAACAGUUCCCUUCCUUUCACCACGCCAGCUAAUACACUGUCAAGCAUUGAUCUGAUGGGUAAUGAAAACUCCCCCACUCCUCCUACCACUACUCUCCCCAACCCAGCUGAUGAUAUGGGACAGACCUAUAAUCCAUGGCGUAUAUGGAGUCCAACAAUUGGAAGAAGAAGCUCAGAUCCUUGGUCUAAUUCACACUUUCCUCAUGAGAAUUAAAAUUGGGUAAAAAAAAAAAAAGGUACUCAUCCAGAUCAUGAUAUGCCAAUUUUUGAGACAUCUUUAGGCUAUUAUUCUCACUGCUUCCCACCCUCUCCUCCUCUCAUCCAUCCUGCCUUCCCUUCCCAGUCCAUACCCUUGCAAAACAGUUAUGAACAAGUCAGGCUUUUUAUCACUUUGUUCCUUUCAAAUCUUUCUUGCAAUUAUGAUAGUGUGAGAUUUGCUGUUGUGCUUAAGAAAAAGUCUGGGUUUAGCCACCACCUCUAAUGAGACCUGUAAAUCUGAGCAACUUCGUUAUUAUCAAAAUUUUUGUCAUCAGUCCUUUUAUUUGCUGUACAAACAAAAAUUGGACAUUACAUCUAAAGAAAUAAUUUGAGUUAUUCAGAAGUCCUGGCAUGUGACAGUUUUAUUAAAUUAACAGGUUUGGUUCUUAAAUAAUUUUUCCCAGUAUUAUGCGCCAAAAUCUAAUUUAAAGAAAUAUAUACGCACUUUGUGCUGAAAAUACAGAGUAUUUUUUUAAAGUAAGGCUGUCUUCAUUUAAAAGCAGAUUACAGAAAUGUAAGACAAUGUCGAGCAAAAGUGGAUGAAUGUAAAAACAUUCUGUUGAGACCAUAGACAUUUUCUGUGCUGUUUGUACUUGAGGUAUGGAACAUUUGUAAACCUGAAUUCAUUUUAAAGUUGAACUGAAAUGCACAUAACCAAGUCUUGAGAUACAAGAUUGAAAUGUGUAUUUCUUAAAAUACAACUUUGCAUUGUACUUUGAAAUAAAUGAUGCUUUUUUCAAAA
This is a messenger RNA of Trichosurus vulpecula (common brushtail), 6525 nucleotides long. It is a transcript of the gene TMEM131, whose product is annotated as transmembrane protein 131. The record is from RefSeq and is a predicted model, not a curated record. The transcript is spliced from 42 exons. Gene Ontology annotation, cellular component: membrane. Lineage: Eukaryota; Metazoa; Chordata; Mammalia; Diprotodontia; Phalangeridae. Bases 16 to 5739 code for a protein of 1907 amino acids.